This is a messenger RNA of Mus musculus (house mouse), 1162 nucleotides long. It is a transcript of the gene Or13a20, whose product is annotated as olfactory receptor family 13 subfamily A member 20. NCBI's taxonomy places the organism in Eukaryota, Metazoa, Chordata, Mammalia, Rodentia, Muridae. Gene Ontology annotation, cellular component: plasma membrane; membrane. The transcript is spliced from 2 exons. The record is from RefSeq and is marked validated. Gene Ontology annotation, molecular function: olfactory receptor activity; G protein-coupled receptor activity. Gene Ontology annotation, biological process: detection of chemical stimulus involved in sensory perception of smell; signal transduction; G protein-coupled receptor signaling pathway. The coding region runs from base 224 to 1162 and encodes 312 amino acids.
GACCUCUAUAAAAAGGAAGACAGAGCAUCAGGGGGACCCUAAAGACUUGCUGCUUGCAGAAAAGACAGUCUGUGCCCAGCACAAUGUGCAUCUUUGUUGGAGUCAUCUGUCACCUGAAUUCACUGUGACAGAAAAAGCAAGACAGUUUGAACCCAGAGUUCGAAGUGAAAAACUGUAAUAUUUCCUCAACCUGAACGACAAAGCAGUGGACCCCACACUCUCCAUGAUGUUGUUGAGUCUCAACCAGACAGGAGUGACAGAGUUUGUGCUGGAAGGGUUCUCAGAGCAUCCUGGUCUAAGACUGUUCCUGACAGGCUGCUUCUUGACCCUCUACAUGAUGGCUCUAAUGGGCAACAUUGUGAUCAUUGCUUUGGUCACCUCCAGCACUGGACUCCACAAUCCCAUGUACUUUUUCCUGUGCAACCUGGCUACCACGGAUAUUGUGUGCACCUCCUCUGUGAUUCCUAAGGCCCUGAUUGGCCUAGUAUCUGAGGAAAACAUCAUCACCUUCAAGGGAUGUAUGGCCCAGCUCUUCUUCCUUGCAUGGGCAACAUCCGCAGAGCUGUUGCUGCUCACGGUCAUGGCCUAUGACCGCUAUGUGGCUAUCUGCUUUCCCCUACACUACAGCUCUAGGAUGAGCCCACAGCUCUGUGGAGCACUGGCCGUGGGUGUAUGGUCCAUCAGUGCUGUGAAUGCAUCUGUGCACACUGGCCUGAUGACACGGCUGUCAUUCUGUGGACCCAAGGUCAUCACCCACUUCUUCUGUGAGAUACCCCCACUCCUCCUGCUCUCCUGUAGUUCCACAUACAUUAAUAGUGUUAUGACACUUGUGGCAGAUGUCUUUCUGGGAGGCAUCAACUUCAUGUUAACCCUGUUAUCUUAUGGCUUCAUCAUUGCCAGCAUCCUGCGCAUGCGUUCUGCUGAGGGCAAGAGGAAGGCCUUUUCUACCUGCUCAUCCCACCUCAUCGUGGUCUCAGUGUACUACUCAUCUGUGUUCUGUGCCUAUAUCAGUCCUGCUUCCAGCUACAGCCCAGAAAGAAGCAAAUUUACCUCAGUGCUAUACUCGGUCGUCAGUCCAACCCUCAACCCCCUCAUCUAUACACUGAGGAACAAGGAUGUCAAGCUUGCCUUGGGCAGGAUGUUGGCCUCUUUCUCACAUUAA